CCAAGACCAGCAAUACGCUAGCACCAGUGCGCAGCGACGAGGCAUCACUCACACUGUCAGGACACCAGGAGCUAGUUCGCCGGAAACGCUGCUGACCGCCACUCCCGCCGAGGCGCCGACAGGAGACAAUCAUCCCUUCGCUAAUGCGCCGCCGCCCGCUGUAUUCUCUGUCCGACCCAUCGUAAUGUUUUUCAAUUUUUGCCUAAGAGAUUGAAGGGAAAGGCUUUGAUUCAUAUGAUGACGACACAGAAUACACCCCACCAAAUAUUGCAAUCUCCGGCUAGACUCGGCCUCCCGCCACCAAACUCACCUUCUAUCCAAAACCCCGCCUCUCCUAAACCAUCCAAUAACCAGCUCUCUCAAUCUCACAUCCGUCAACACCCAAACAACUUCUCCACCACAACAACCUCUCUAACCCUUCUGUCCCUCCUCCCCCCUCUUCCCAGAGCUCAAUCUCUCCUUACUCAAAUGGCUUCCCUCUCUUCCAGACUCUUUGAAGUUUCACCCAACCGCACCCAAUGGGUUAGUUCCUUCCGUGGCUCUCUCCCUUCCUUCUUACCUUCUCAUCAAAUUCCGCCACUUGACUCCUUCCCAUCAUCCACAAAACAAACCCUUUCUCUCUUCACUUCCUUACAGUCACAGCUCUUUGAGGCUGUUGCAGAGCUUCAAGAGAUCCUUGACCUUCAAGAUGCAAAGCAGAGGGUCUCCCGCGAAAUUCGUUCAGAAGAUUCCUCCAUUCUCUCUUUUGCCCAGAAGCUUAAGGAAGCGGUCCAAGUUCUGGACAUGCUAGUGGAUGACUACUCCGAAUAUCGCCGCCCAAAACGGGCCAAACUGCCUGAGGAGGAGGACUAUUCGUUAACUACCGUCACCACCCAGCUUAAACUGUCUGAUAUAUUGUCUUAUGCUCACCGAAUCAGCUAUAGUACUUUUGCCCCACCCGAAUAUGGUGCUGGGUCUGGCCCACUCCGCGGGGCGCUUCCACCUGCCCCACAGGAGGAGCAAAUGCGUGCCUCUCAGUUGUAUAACUUUGCCGAUCACGAUGUAGGUUUGCCCAAAACGGAUGAGCGUAAUGAGAAGAUACUUGAGCCGCUUGUUGACCCGGCGAUGGAGGAAGUCAAUCAUAAACAACUUCCCAUCCUGUCAAAUAUUGUGGUGCCUGAUGGAUGGGAACCCGGAAUGCCCGUGGUACUGCCCAUUGAUAUACCUCCCCCUCCACCGGGCUGGAAACAGGGAGAUCCAGUUCCCCUUCCUCCGCUUUCACUCACUCAGAAGGUGGAAGGUCCACCAAUGCAACUACCUGUGGUGGUGCCUCCACAGGGCCCGCCAAAGAUGCCUGAAAUCAUACAGGUUCGGCAUGUGCAGCUUGAUCUUACUGAUGGCAGUAGUGACUACAGCAGUGAUGAUGAAGCCAGCUCUGAUAGUGAAGAUUGAUUUUCAUAUGAACAAACACAGAAAAGGUGUAUUUCUGCUUGUUUUUUCACUGAGAUAUGGACUAAAAUAACCCCAAAUCUCAUAAGUACUUGUCUUAUCAGAUAUGAGUUGUUCUGCUAUCAGCUUUAAGUUUAACCCCAUUUGAUUCCAACAUAAAAGGUCCAAUGUCUUUGCAUUGAAAAGAUGAUCACCUUACUUAUUUGUUGGAAUGAAUAUUCGAGCUAUGAUGAACCUUUUAUUAGUGUAGAUCAAUGAUGGGAUUGCACUUGAAUGUAUAGUAGAGAAUUCAUAUGGUACUCCUAAUGGGGGAACAAAGUAGCUUAGUGUUGUUCCUUUGUAGCAUGCUAUUGCUAGUGUUCCCUUUUACGGAGUAGAAAACAGGAACUUCUUCGUGCCAAUGUGCCAUUUUGUACAGUUUUCAAUUCUUCAUCAUCAUCAUUAUCCCAGUAUGCAAUUACGAUUACUAAGUCAAUUUACCCUUAGGGACUUGGGAAACGACUCCAGUAUGUAAUACUUCUCAGUUUUCAC
Cuscuta epithymum is the source of this 1959-nucleotide messenger RNA. NCBI's taxonomy places the organism in Eukaryota, Viridiplantae, Streptophyta, Magnoliopsida, Solanales, Convolvulaceae. The record is from the annotation of a GenBank genome assembly.